Fonsecaea pedrosoi CBS 271.37 is the source of this 1281-nucleotide messenger RNA. RefSeq lists its product as uncharacterized. Gene Ontology annotation, molecular function: acetylesterase activity; monoacylglycerol lipase activity. Bases 1 to 1281 code for a protein of 426 amino acids. NCBI's taxonomy places the organism in Eukaryota, Fungi, Ascomycota, Eurotiomycetes, Chaetothyriales, Herpotrichiellaceae. Gene Ontology annotation, biological process: medium-chain fatty acid catabolic process; medium-chain fatty acid biosynthetic process. The transcript is spliced from 4 exons. The record is from RefSeq and is a predicted model, not a curated record.
AUGGUCAAACCGAAAUACUGGCACGCGACUAGGUCACUGUUAUUGAAGACGAAAGAUGGUCGAACCACUUCCUUUGCAGACCUGUGCAAGUCGCUUAUUCCGUCGUGUCGACUCAAUCCGUUUCUAUUCAACGGGCAUCUCCAGACCAUCUGGACAGUCUUGACCCGAGAGGAUAUACCGAUCUACUACAAGCGGAGAAUCUUUGAGAAUGAAGACCCAGUCUUCACAGGCCAGUUCUCGGUCGACUUCGUGACGUCUCCCAACAAUGACUCGGAUGCGUCUCUACCAUCGCGCACGACCUAUUUUACAGAACAGGAGUUUCAGAACAUCGGCUCUCUGGACAAUCGACCUAUGUUGAUCAUGCUCCAUGGAUUGAGCGGCGGCUCCCAUGAGCUCUAUCUGCGCCACGUUCUGGCCCCUCUGGUGGGAGAGGGAGGUUGGGAAGCUUGUGUCGUUAUUUCUAGAGGUUGUGCCAUGAGCAAAACCACUAGUAGCGUGCUGUACAACGCGCGUGCAACUUGGGACAUGAGGCAGACAGUCAAGUGGCUUAAAACGACUUUCCCUAAUCGCCCCCUCUUCGGAAUGGGCUUCUCCUUGGGCGCCAACAUUAUUACGAACUACCUCGGUGAAGAAGGCAGUGCUUGCCCCUUGAAGGCCGCUGUUAUUCUGUCUAAUCCAUGGGAUCUCCAUGCCGCAAAUCUUGCACUGCAGAGAACAUGGUUCCGUCGGAACGCCUAUUCCGCGAACAUGGGCCAGAGUAUGAAGAAGCUUUUCGAAAGGCACGUAGACCAGAUCUCGCAGAACCCCAAGAUCGACGUCGGUCUCGUCCGACAGGCCAGAUAUCUUCAUGAAUUCGAUCGUUAUGUCCAAGGUCCCACAUGGGGUUAUCCCACAGAAGGGGCCUAUUACCGUGAUGCCUCGUCGGUCGAUUCAGCAUUGUCCAUAAGGAUUCCUUUCCUGGCAAUUCACGCUGAAGAUGAUCCGGUGACAGCAAGUGAAGCGCUGCCGCGGGAAGAAGUACAACAAACUUCAUACGGGGUGCUCUGUACGACUCCCGGUGGGGGUCAUUUGAGUUGGUUUGAGCUUGGUGGCAGACGAUGGUUCGAAAGAGUGACCACAGCGUUCUUCCAGACCAUGGCCAACGAUAUUGACCUGGACUCAAUUUCCAAGACAGACGGCAAAGGUGCUCAACUCGAGGGUCAAAUCUCUCGCGGCGAACGACAACCGUUGAAGCCUGUCUUUGAGCCGAUGCGCAGAAAGAUGCAUGUCCCGGGCUUAUGA